ACAUUGCUACACGUCGUGGCCCCUGCUGUUCUCGUAUUUCGCGCGGCUUGGGACAGAAACAUCUGGAACUGGAAGGCAAACAACAGUAAUAGCAUCGUCGAAUCCGCGACGGAGACGGGAAAAACACCCAUCACCUAAUCGCUCUGAAGUGAAUGGUAUAGAUGCUGCUGGAGUGACUGAGUUUGCUAUAUCAGAUUCCGAAUCUUCCUGUUCCGACGGCUAUGGUGUUACGCGUCAAAGUUCUUCGUAAGAAAUCAGAAAGGCUUGAGCGCAAGAGAUUGCAGAAGUAUGUAGUGAUAUCGGAAAAGAUUCCUGCUAUAGAAGAUUUGUUUGACAGCGUUUAUAGAGCCCUUCGCCCUAACCCAAGUGAUUAUGAACUUCGAAGAGCUCUGGUUUUUGUCUUUAAUGAAUUAGCUAAGGACAUAUAUGGCCCCGGUAGUGAUGCCCCUGUCGUGGAGGAGUUUGGAUCUUUCGUAAUGGAUUUAUUCACUGCUAAAAGUGAUCUGGAUUUAUCAGUUAAUUUUGGGAACAAGGGUGUUGAGUUUACUCGUGAGAAGAAGAUUCAAAGACUUAGGAAGUUUGCGAAGAAGUUAUACGCACUUCAACGACUAGGGCACGUUUAUGGUGUUCAUCCAAUAACUACAGCCAAUGUGCCUAUUCUUAAAGUUGUUGACCGUGGAACUGGAAUUGAGUGUGAUAUAUCUGUUGAAAACAGGGAUGGAGUUUCAAAGUCUAAGAUAGUACAUAUGAUUUGUUCGAUUGAUGAAAGGUUUGGGAAAUUAAGCUUCUUGAUGAAGGCUUGGGCAAAAGCUCAAAACAUUAAUAGCUCAAAGUUCAAAACUUUGAACUCCCUAUCUAUAAUACUUUUGGUUGCUUUUCAUCUUCAGACGCGAAAUCCCCCUAUUCUGCCACCUUUUUCUGCCCUAUCCGAAGGAGCUGGCCCUGAAGUAGUUGCAAAGUCGGUGCUUAAGUUUGCAAACUAUGGAAAGAGCAAUAAAGAAUCAGUGGCUGAGCUGUUUGUCACCCUGUUAAUCAAGUUAUUGUCGGUGGAGAAUCUUUGGUGCAAGGGAAUCUGUGCAAGCACUUAUGAAGGCUGCUGGAUAUCAAAAACAUGGGACUUCAAAGUUGGCUGUAUUAGUGUUGAGGAUUUCACUGAUCGGUCUCAAAAUGUUGCAAGGGCAGUUGGAGUAAAGGAAGUGAAAAAGAUAUACAAGUGCAUCCAUGUUUCGAGCCAACACAUCUCUGCUUUCGUGGAGGGCCGAAUUGAAGGUUCUGCUCUAAAAGAAUAUUUGUUUGGCCGAAGUGGUGAUUCCACUUUGGUGGAUGAAGGUCCUAAAAAUAAAAAGAGAAAAAACGAUGGAAAUGGGCCUAAAACAGAGGAGGUGGCUGCUAAAGCAAGUCAGCAAACAAAUCCCCUCAAGCCUGUUUUAGCUGUAAGAAAUUCAGCAAAGGAAGGCUGGGAUGCUUCUCCAUCAGGAAAUUUGGUGAAGUCAGCUACCAAAGUAUGGGGAGGGUCCCCUUCGGGCAGUUGGGGAAAAUCAGUGCUUGAUGGUUGGGGAGGAUCGCCAUCAGGAAGCUGGGGAAAAUCAACGACGGAUGGUUGGGGAGGAUCACCAUCGGGUAGUUUAGAGAAAUCAGCCGCCAAAGGUUGGGGAGGAUCACCAUCACGAAGUUGGGGGAAACCUGCUGUGGAUCUUUGGGGAGAAUCAAAAGUAGUAGGUAGCAAAGGUUGGGGAGGAGGAUCAUCAUCACAAAGUUGGGGAAAACCUGCAGUGGAUCUUUGGGGAGAAUCAAAAGUAGUAGGUAGCAAAGGUUGGGGAGGAGGAUCACCAUCAAGAAAUUGGGAAAAACCUGCAGUGGAUCUUUGGGGAGGUUCAAGGAAAUCAGACCAUAAGCCUGUCUCCAAAAAGAGGAAGUGGUCGUCGGGUGAAAGUCAGGAAAGAACAUCCACUGGACGGUCAGGCGCCUCGUCAGUGAAUGGCUGUGCGGGAAGUCAGCAAACUACAUCCUAUAACCCAAAGAAGAAGUUCAAACCUUUCAAUAAUUGGAGGAGCAAGCAUGCCGGAGGUUGGGAUAGCACACCGCAGCAGCCACCUGCUGUUGGUGGUGGUGGUGAUGGUUGGGGUAAGUGGGGCAGAGGAUAGAGAAAACUUAUUAUUGUCUAUCUUUCACCUAAGUUUGGCAAGAUUUCACUCAGCUUGUGCAUAUAACUUGGUAGAUACAUUCUUGGUCGUUUGCAGUUUCCUGUAAUGUUAAUGGUUUCUCUUAUCGUGAAUCAGUUCUCGUAUUAUUGAC
Messenger RNA from Ipomoea triloba (trilobed morning glory), 2295 nucleotides. RefSeq names its product protein HESO1-like. Gene Ontology annotation, molecular function: nucleotidyltransferase activity. NCBI's taxonomy places the organism in Eukaryota, Viridiplantae, Streptophyta, Magnoliopsida, Solanales, Convolvulaceae. Bases 222 to 2144 code for a protein of 640 amino acids. Gene Ontology annotation, biological process: RNA 3'-end processing. The transcript is spliced from 10 exons. The record is from RefSeq and is a predicted model, not a curated record.